Molecule: messenger RNA, 1653 nt
Organism: Kuraishia capsulata CBS 1993
Lineage: Eukaryota; Fungi; Ascomycota; Pichiomycetes; Pichiales; Pichiaceae
Exons: 2
Coding region: 1-1653 (550 amino acids)
Molecular function (GO): DNA binding; nuclease activity
Source: RefSeq, a predicted model, not a curated record
AUGAAUGUGAUAGAGAUUCUAUCAUCUUCAACGGGGAAACCUUCGGAUCCCAUAACAGGGGAAAGUGAUGAUCGCGAGGUCAUUUCAAUCGGCGAUAGCACCACUGAAGAAGUGGAACAGCUCACGAAAUGGAGAUCAAUGGCGUCUUCUCCAUUGAAAAAGGUUGUUUUAAUAUCAGAUGAUUUCGACGAGGGUAAUUGGGACAGGAGUCACCAGUUCAGUACACCUCCAAAGAGCACAGACUCUCCUCUCAAAAGCCAUGUGGUGCGACAAAGCACGAGUCCACCAAAGUAUUCUUUCGACCAAGGGCCAAGCUUUGGUCAUAUUUUUUCAUCUGACGAUAUUUCACAUGGAAGCAUCGAGGUGGUACAAGCCAGUAACGAAUCGGCUGAGGAGACGAAUACCAACCCUUCGAAGCCGAAUGAAGAAAGAAUUUUCACCACAUCAGAUCGUCUCAGUGAAAGAAUUCUGGAGCAUUCCAAACUCUUCUUGUCUUCAGAUGAUGUCGAUAUUGUAUCUGAUGAUUUGCCCAUGUCUGUGGGACGGUCCCCUUCUUCGGAGAUCACUCACUCUAGUUGUUCAUCCUUGCAUCAUCAAAUUCAAAACAGCACCCCUACCCACCAGGCCAGUGCUAUCGUGAGAGAUAAACCCACUGCUGAAAAUCCCACAUUGUACACAAUUGAUCCAGAGUUGGAAGAACUGCUCAAUAUUGCAAAGGAGAAACAUCCUAAGAGACUCAAACAGGUUAACCGUGUUCAUAGACCCAAAGAGGAGCUUCUCGAGGAGAUGACGAUUCUUGUGAGCUCUGCUCUUUCCCAGACAUUUGACGAAUCAAGGUAUGAGAGCUUGUUUGGACCUAUAAGAGCUACUGGCUACAACUCUACCGAACCAUGUCUGCGAUGGAGACGCCAUGCAGAGGCCUUAUAUUAUCCCUACAGAGACAUGUUUGUGCCUUGUGAUCUAAAGGUGAUACACGAGAAGUUUGUUGCUUUGGUCUACAAGACGGAGGAUUUAAUUCCAGAACUGGAAGAAGAGGGCUUCAUAGACUUGCUGAAGAAAUAUGGAACCAACUGCAUUCUUGUGCUAAUUGGAUUUGACAGUUUCAUGCAGAAGAUCAAAACGGCUCAAAAUCGAAACUUCGUGGAGAAGGUGCGAUCCCAUUUGGAUUCGGACUCACAGCCAUCAAAAAGUUCAAAGCGCCGCAAAAAGGAUGAUAUAAAUAUUGCCGAGUACAACGCCGAGCAGAUACGCAAGACCUUGAUUGGUUACGAAGUGAAAUACGGUAUACAUGUGUUUCCUACAAAAGGCGAACAGGAUACCGCUUCUUGGAUACGAUCGUUUUCGUAUACGGUUGCUGGAAGCAUAUACGAUAAGGCUCACAGAAGACCAGAUAACUCCAAUAUUGGGCCUGUCAAAUCCGGUACCACCACCAAAGAAUGUGUGGCCAAGUCCUUGGAGCAAAUAAAGAAUCUGACAGGUAGUACUUCGGAAACUGUUGCGGAGCACUAUUCCAGUAUGGCCGAGCUCGUGAAGCUAGCCCGGAGAACGGGAGCAAUUGCAUCGCCGGAUGGAGAGAAGUUGCUGCGCAGUGAUACGGAAAAGAUGUUGCUUGCUUGCCUUACUUCGAGGAAUCCUACAGACUUUGUCUCAUGA